UCCAUUUAUUGUGACAGACGGUGACUUGAACGAAUCUAAGCAGACUGGUCUUUUCUGUCAAUUCCUGUUGGUACGAAACCAAGCAGGUGAUAAUAAGCUGUCGAGCAGGAAGCUAACCAGAGAUGUACUAACAUGUGUACUGUCUACAAUUGUACUAGCAGGUGAAAAACCAGGCUGCCCACGGAGUGCAGAUAACAUUUUCUAGUAUCACGGACAUCGCGAGAAAUCAUGCCUACGUGCUUGUAGCUUGAAUUCUCUCAAACCCUAAUAUUUUCAAAGGUACGUGGAGGUUACUUCUCUGAGCAUAUGGAAGAGUGAACAAGUUUACAGCCGUUUUGAACCGAGAUACGUAUGGCUACAUCACAAAUACAGCCGUGGCUGUACGCCGGGAUUUUGAUCUAUCUCAGUUUUUGGUGUGCGCGAGCGAGCGACGCGCAACAAGCCGUAAAAUGGAAUGCGUGUGCUCAAACCAGCACCAGCACUUGGCAAGUCGAUUGGACUUUUCGAUAUGACGGAAAAACCUGGAAGGAUGCCAACAUAUCCUGUCGGUCUUUUGGCGGAUCACUGGCUACUGUUCAUACAAUGGCUCAGCUGACAUGUGCUAACUCGACAGCAAAGGGAACAUCCGCCACGUGGGUGGGCCUGACUGGUACAUGGAGCGCCGGAAAUUGGACUGCUUGGAAAUGGGAAGCUGCAUUGUCGCCCGUCACGGCACAACUUCCAUGGGCAUCACAUUUUCCAACGAUUCAGGAUGAUUACAUAUACGGAUAUUAUCAGCCAGAAAUUUUCAGAUUACGGACGUGGGACAAAAACCAUUCACUUCGUCACCUUUGUCAACGUUAUGUGCCUAAAGAUAACUGGUACUUAUGUUCACAGGAUCAAGAAGCAUCGGGAAGCCUCCAAACACUUUACAUUCCAAUACCUAAGACAUACGAUGAAGCGUCUGCUGAGUGUGUCCGAAGAGGUAGCAUUCUUGCAAAUAUCCAGAAUAGAUAUCAUGGAGAGUGUGCAGGAGACCUGCUUGGACCCCGAAACGGUCAGUGUAACAGUUCUUCAAGUGAUAACUGCAAGACUUCCUCGUACAUCUGCAAAACCAAUACAUGCAAUGUGUGGGUUUCUCUUCAACGACCAUCUCAAUCCAAAACCUGGACAUGGAUGUUACCUGUUCCAAUCUCAGCAAACAAUGUUUCUUGGAUUACUGCACCACUACAAGGAGGAGGUGGACGGAACGAAUGCGGACAUUAUUUCCCCGAGAAAGAGAGUUUUGGAAUCGAAUCUUGCUCAAUGAAGCUAAGUUUCUAUUGCCAAAGAUAUACACCAAAAGCGCCCUCCGCCAUAGCUGUCAACUCUACAGACACGCACAUCUACGCACGCAUAGUACAGCCUAAGAUACUUCGACAUUGGGUUUCUGAUUUCUGCUUUCUGUACGAGAAAAAUGGAACUGCGGCUACCCCGACGGUAGUGUGCGACAAAAAUGAAUCAACUGUUCUGUCAGGCCUGGCAACAAAUACUUUGUACCGGAUCAGAGCAUUCUUCAAGACUACGAUCGGACACAAUAGCAGCAUGUCCUCCGAAAUCAAAAUUGGAACAUUGCCGAAAGCACCAAAUCCGCCUCUCAACCCCGUCAUCUCAAGUACUACUAUCACGGUGUUUCUAGGGCAAAUAGAAGAAGGCAACCUUCCCACACGCCAGUAUUGUGUGCACGGAAUACCUGCUAAUGAUCUGUCCGGGAAUAUGCCAUUGGUACCAGUAUGCAGCGCCUCGAAAAAUGUCACCUUACCUGGCCUAAAACCCAACAUGAGCUAUAAUGUCAUUGCGUAUGUUAGCAAUGCCUAUGGAGACAGUGACCAGUCCAGCUCCACUCGCAUUACCACGUGGCCCACAGUGCCAUCUUCAACAACACCCCCGACCUCGGGCAAUGAAGCAAGCACCAGCGGGAUCAGUGUUGGAGGAUUCGUCGGCCUAGCUGUGGCAGGAGUCCUAACUGUAAUCCUGGCUGUAGCCAUGGCGGCCAACCGAAAAAGGAUUUCUCGCUGGUUCUCAUCGAAAGAUUUUACAGUUCCAGAAGAGAGGCCACAGGAAGCUGAUCCAAUUGAACUUAACCAGUACGAGGAUGUUCAACGCAAUGAUGAAGGAGAAGCCCACAGGCCGCAAGAUCACGAUGAACAGGCUGUUUCACAGGAGUAUUCCUACGCUGCAGUUCGUGCUCGUAUUAGAAACGAGAAAACUGCAGAAGCAGACACUGACGUGACGGUAGCAGAACACAGCCAUUACAAUGAGACAGAGGCGACAGCGGCAUCGGGAGCGAGUGCACUGGAGUAUACCUAUGCCACGCCUGUUAGUCGUAAAAGAGACGUGAAACAUGCAGAGUUGGACACAGACGCACAGGGAGAGGAGCACAGCGACAACAGCGAGGAACCAGCGACAGAGUUGGCCCAGUCCAAGAUUGGCUGUGAGAACGUGUUGGGCGAGGUUUUGUCACCGACUCAUGGAGAAACCAUUGAAAUCAAGUAUGCCGUUCUGGAUCGAUCAGAAAUGAAGCCAACUUCGCAGUUAACAAGAAGCCAAGAUCCCAAGGCAUCGGGAGCGAGUGCACUGGAGUAUACCUAUGCCACGCCUGUUAGUCGUAAAAGAGACGUGAAACAUGCAGAGUUGGACACAGACGCACAGGGAGCGGAGCACAGCGACAACAGCGAGGAACCAGCGACAGAGUUGGCCCAGUCCAAGAUUGGCUGUGAGAACGUGUUGGGCGAGGUUUUGUCACCGACUCAUGGAGAAACCAUUGAAAUCAAGUAUGCCGUUCUGGAUCGAUCAGAAAUGAAGCCAACUUCGCAGUUAACAAGAAGCCAAGAUCCCAAGGCAUCGGGAGCGAGUGCACUGGAGUAUACCUAUGCCACGCCUGUUAGUCGUAAAAGAGACGUGAAACAUGCAGAGUUGGACACAGACGCACAGGGAGCGGAACACAGCGACAACAGCGAGGAACCAGCGACAGAGUUGGCCCAGUCCAAGAUUGGCUGUGAGAACGUGUUGGGCGAGUUUUUGUCACCGACUGAUGAUGAAACCAUUGAAAUCAAGUAUGCCGUUCUGGAUCGAUCAGAAAUGAAGCCAACUUCGCAGUUAACAAGAAGCCAAGAUCCCAAGGUGGGUAUUGAAUCCUCCUUGUCAGUUACAGAAGUAGAGAAUAACUGGUGUGGCAAACCGACGCAAUGGGAUGAAGAAGAGCGUGAGCAUACGUCAUAUGCGACAAUCUCCAACCCCACCUAUGAUGUUGCAGGAGAUCUCCCAUCAAACACUGCUGACGGAAUCAAAGCCGAACACAUCUAUGAUGCCCCCGACAACCAUGGUGUUGUUCGUGACAGAAAGCAAGGUUGACGUAUCACCGCUUUCGACAUGCUUUCGAGUCACGACCAUUAGUUCAUUUCCACCUGUGAUCAACUCACUUGCAUGUUUCAAUCUCUCCCUACCACCACUCUCUUUUUUCUCUUUAUUUUCUCCCCAACCAUCCUUCCCUGUAACGUAAUGACAUUUCUGCUGCCUUGCAAUUGAGCAUUUGUGCUCGUUUGGAUUAGCGAAUUCAAAUAUAGUAUAAAACCGACAAACAAACGACUAUUGCCCCCCCCCCACCACCACCACCACGCCCCGAUCACUGAAUGACGUGUAUAUCUACCCCGGGCAGCGGUAUACAUUUUAUGGAGUAAACCUCUAUUCAUGUAUUAUUAUAGAAUGAUGAAGUUUUCUGGAAUGGCAAAUCAAAGCGAGUUGUUAUACCUGUAAUCAUUUCUUUCCCACAACCAAGAUAAGAUUCAAAAACACUGUUUAGGUGCCUUGCAUUGUUCAUACUUAGAUUGAAUAUAAACUUUGCAUUAUUGUUAGUUUUGUUUAUCAGUUCACAGCCUUACCCCAGAAGAUAGGUCUAGCUUUUGUCAGGGUGUGUGACAUGAUGCUUGCAGAUGAUCAUGUUUUAGCAGCACAGGAUUCUCUUUGUUCUGUAUUGAUAGAAACCGAUCUGUUCCCGAAGCUUAGCCAUACAGAUGUCAGGUACUUGGCCUGGCAGUUUGUUGUAACCUUUUUUUGGUGAGCUUUCUCUGUAUGCUACUGAGGCUCGGACUGGUGAUCGGAUUAGCAUGUUUGCAAUGCUCUGGACUAAAUGCCUUGUCGCUUUGUUCAAACUCUCGUGCUUUAUAAUACUGUAGAAAAAAUACUGCCUCUCGCAGCUUCAUUACACAUAAAACAAUUGCUGAUAGGCAACUCACCUAAACUCAAUCCAGUAGUUAUUUGAACGCAUCAUUUCCAGUUGCUAUCGCUAUACAGUCUGUUUACAAAUUAUUAUUAGCCUUCGGUCACACUGAAACAAGCACUGCAUUUUAACACGCAUUGCAGCAGUUGUUUCGGCGCCUCAUGUAUGUUUGGUAUAUCUACGCCGUCUUUGCA
This is a messenger RNA of Sycon ciliatum, 4431 nucleotides long. RefSeq lists its product as uncharacterized. The transcript is spliced from 17 exons. Lineage: Eukaryota; Metazoa; Porifera; Calcarea; Leucosolenida; Sycettidae. The record is from RefSeq and is a predicted model, not a curated record. Bases 352 to 3372 code for a protein of 1006 amino acids. Gene Ontology annotation, molecular function: protein binding.